Culicoides brevitarsis is the source of this 1609-nucleotide messenger RNA. RefSeq names its product DGAT1/2-independent enzyme synthesizing storage lipids. Gene Ontology annotation, molecular function: acyltransferase activity. The coding region runs from base 388 to 1353 and encodes 321 amino acids. Lineage: Eukaryota; Metazoa; Arthropoda; Insecta; Diptera; Ceratopogonidae. The transcript has 5 exons. The record is from RefSeq and is a predicted model, not a curated record.
AAAAUGUUAUUCAGUGUGUUAUUAUAUUUAAGAUUUUAAUUUACAAUAGAAAUACAUGAGAUACAUAUAAUUAAGUACAACAUUUUCAUGAUGUUGAAAUUUCACAGUUGAUAUCGAACUGAGAAAAGAAAAACAGCAGUUUACGAAGAAAAGUUGUUCAAUAAACAUUGAGACGUCAUAUUAUAUAUAUAUAUCUUGAACACAAAAACUGGUUAACUAUUUCACAAGUCAUUUACAUUUUUAUUGUUGGUCAAAAGACAUGAAACUUUGCAAAAAAUACAAUAGAUAACGAAUUAUGAUCAAGAAAACAAUUUGAAAUUGUAUAUUUUGGUUAAACAACAAAACGCAAAGGCUGAUGAUCACUCAAUUAACGAGAAAAUACAUAAAAUGGAAGAAAAUAUUGAAAACCUAAACAGUACAGUUGUGAGAUUUAUCGGUAAAUACAUUGACCUGGAUUACACAAUUUGGCUGUACAGAGUGCUAACUCCGUUUUUUAUUGCAUUUUUGCUACCGUGCAUUUUUGUACUUCUGAUAUAUUUUUCCAUAUUAUUACUUUAUAUUUAUAGGACUUACAGUCAAGUUAUAACACAAGCGUACAACAGUAAUGAAUUUAACUAUUGGAAUAUCGCACGUACCUUAAUUGCUCUCAUAUGGGAUGGACAUGCAUGGUUAUGGCAUGGAUAUGAUGUUGUUGGUUUGGAAAAUUUACCCACAAAUGGACCUGCAUUGAUAAUCUACUAUCACGGAGCAAUUCCAAUUGACAUGUAUUAUUUUGUUGCACGUGUGUACUUAAAAAGAGACAGACUCAUUUAUACAGUAGGAGAUAGAUUUUUAUUCAAACUGCCGGGUUGGGCAAUCAUUGCUGAAGCGUUUAAAGUUAGUCCCGGCACUGUACAAUCCUGUUCUAAGGUUUUGAAAGAUGGGAAUUAUUUGGCAAUAUCACCCGGCGGCGUGUACGAAGCUCAAUUUGGAGAUAAUUAUUACGAGCUUUUAUGGGGGAGACGAGUUGGAUUUGCAAAAGUAGCAAUUGAUGCUAAAGUUCCCAUCAUACCACUUUUUACCGAAAACAUUCGUGAAGGUUUUAGAGCAGUAAAUUUUGCGACAUCGUUCUUUCUGAGAUUAUAUAACUUUUUAAAGUUUCCGGUUCGUCCUAUAUAUGGAGGGUUUCCCGUGAAGUUUCGCACAUAUGUGGGCGAACCAAUCGAAUAUGAUCCUGAAACUACUCCCGAAGAGUUGCAAACAAAAACGCGAUUGGCGAUCGAAAAAUUAAUUAACCAAUAUCAAAGGAUUCCCGGAAGUAUUACACAUGCUUUACUCGAUAGAUUUAGGAAGCCACACGUAAAAGACAAAUAAUAUAAUAUUGGAGAAAUUAUUUAUAUCUGAUGAUUAGAUCUGACAUUGGAGAUUAUUUAUACCUGUCAAAUAUUUUUUUUGAGGAAAAGUGCAUUAUUAUUGUAUUAUCAUAACCCGAAAUAUCCUGUUCCUUCCAUCUUGUAACAUCGAUUUGUUUUUUUUUUACUUUAUUUUUUAACGAUUCUGUAUUAAAAAAUACACGUCUAUAUUUGUAAGUAGGUGAAUGUAAAAAAAUGUAUAUAAAAGUAAAUAAAUA